Molecule: messenger RNA, 1245 nt
Organism: Amaranthus tricolor (Joseph's coat)
Lineage: Eukaryota; Viridiplantae; Streptophyta; Magnoliopsida; Caryophyllales; Amaranthaceae
Product: plastid-lipid-associated protein 6, chloroplastic
Exons: 4
Coding region: 195-1028 (277 amino acids)
Source: RefSeq, a predicted model, not a curated record
CCUUAACUUCAUUUAAAAAGGAGGGAGUAUCUUUAGCACCUAGAACAUUCCAGAAAAACAAGAAAUUUCGAUAAAAAUUAAUUUAAUGAAUGAAACUCAUGGAUCAAAUUAAUUGGAUAUCCUAAAUCGUAUCAAGAACCCUCCUAUAACGCUAUAAGCCUAUAACCACCUUGUCAUUUACAGAGCCAUUAACAAUGGCUUUACUCCUCUCUCCUGCUUCUCAGACUCGUCUUACUCUCUCAUCGUCCUCUUCAAGUUCAUCUGUAGUACCUUCUAGAGAUUUUCUUAGUUAUGGCGGAAAACUUCAAUCGUUUAAAGUGAGUACCAUUCAAAAUGGAAGAAGAUUCUAUCCCAAGCUUCAAGUAUCUGUAACUGAGUCUCCUCCUCCGCCGCCGCUUCCUUCUCCUGACUACAAGGAACUCAUUGAUUCUUUGAAGCUCAAAUUGUUGAGUGCUGUAUCUGGGCUCAAUAGAGGUCUUGCUGCUAGUGAGGAUGAUCUGAGGAGGGCAGAUGAUGCUGCACGAGAGCUUGAAGCUGCUGCUGGACCUUUAGACCUCACAUCUGAUCUUGAUAAACUCCAAGGAAGAUGGAAACUGAUAUAUAGCAGUGCUUUCUCAUCUCGCACUUUAGGUGGGAGCCGUCCAGGACCUCCCACUGGAAGGCUUCUUCCGAUCACCCUUGGUCAGGUGUUUCAACGAAUCGAUGUAGUUAGCAAAGAUUUUGACAAUAUUGUCGAGAUUGAACUAGGCGCUCCAUGGCCAUUACCACCUCUUGAAGUGACUGCCACAUUAGCACACAAAUUCGAACUCAUAGGAUCCUCGAAGGUUAAGAUCGUGUUUGAAAAAACAACCGUGAAGACAACUGGAAACUUGUCGCAGCUACCUCCACUAGAAGUUCCUCGUAUUCCAGAUGCACUCCGGCCUCAAACGAACCCUGGAAGUGGUGAUUUUGAGGUCACGUAUAUGGAUGCAGAUACCCGUGUCACUAGAGGAGACAGAGGUGAGCUUAGAGUAUUCGUCAUCUCUUAAACUAUAGAACUGUAAUAAAUCUCUCGACUUGCUUAAAAUGUUAAAUGUAUAUUUAUUUUGUAUGAUAUAUAUUUGAGAUACAUAAUUCUCAAAAUACAAAUGUACAGAGAAUGCCAUGGGUUCAAGACCAAAUUUUGUACGAUGUUGUAAUUGUAACUGGUUAUGAUAAUUGUUUUUGCCCUACUCAAUGACUAGGGUAACUCUUGUUUCUGUUCAA